Messenger RNA from Solenopsis invicta (red fire ant), 849 nucleotides. RefSeq names its product geranylgeranyl pyrophosphate synthase-like. The record is from RefSeq and is a predicted model, not a curated record. NCBI's taxonomy places the organism in Eukaryota, Metazoa, Arthropoda, Insecta, Hymenoptera, Formicidae. Gene Ontology annotation, biological process: isoprenoid biosynthetic process. Gene Ontology annotation, molecular function: prenyltransferase activity. The coding region runs from base 1 to 783 and encodes 260 amino acids. The transcript has 6 exons.
AUGGCGACAAUUUUCCGGUCUCCACACCCAUUUAUUCGAACAUAUUUUUAUAAAAUAAUAAAACCUUUUUGUUUCUUUUAUAGAUUAGACGAUAUUCAAGAUAAGUCUACUUUUCGAGGAGAUUUUCCCGUAGCCAAUUCCAUUUAUGGAAUUAGUUUUACGAUAAAUUCUGCCAACUACGCACAAAUAAAUGUGUUAGAAAAAUUGGGCACCAUCCAUCCUGAGGCAAUUAAGAUAACCAUAGAAGGAUUGCAAGAAUUUUAUAGAGGUCAAGGAUUGGACAUGUAUUGGAAAGAAAAUUUUAUCUGUCCAAGCGAAGAGGAAUAUAAAACGAUGACAAGAAAAUGUGGUUGGUUUCCAAGAUUGGCAUAUAAGUUAAUGAAAUUAUUUUCUUCGUACGAAGAAGAUUUAUCGCCGUUAAUAGAUAUUAUUGCAUUAUAUUAUCAGAUAAAUGACGAUUACUGGAAUUUGUGUCAGGAAACUGAUGAUCAUAAUUACUGCUCUGAUUUAACCGAAGGAAAGUUAAGCUUUCCUGUAAUUCACGCAAUUAGAAAAAAUCCCGACGAUAAUCAAAUACUAAAUAUUUUAAAACAACGAACAACCGACAGAAAAAUGAAACGAUACUGCGUCAACUUACUAGAAAAUUUUGGUUCUCUCAAAUACACAAAAGAUGUACUUGAGAAAUUAAAGAAGGAAAUAAAAAUAGAAAUUGAACGUUUAGGGGGAAAUCCACGUUUCCUGAGUUUCCUGGCUUUGAAGAAUUGUAAAAGUACUAUACCAUAAAAUAAGAAAGCACUUGGGCGGAUUCCGAUAGCGCACGGGACUGAUAGCACACUACCACUCACAGCG